AUGUACGCCCCAAAUCCCGAUACGGCAUCAACCCAAACCGACAUCGAAAAAGCCAAACUCGCCAGACGGCAAGCCGAGUAUGCAGUUCUGACGGAUGCCUUGAGGAGGGGCAUCCCUGCCAUCUAUAUCCCGUUCCUGGUAGCUGCUGCGUCGGCGCCUCGUGAGACUCCUGUUCCUUCUGCAGAUAUGUGUGCACCCGCGCGCGGUGGGUAUGCGUAUGCGUCUAGGGAUGGGAACGGGGUGUAUCCGCAUCUACGGGGGGGUUACCGAGGGCCGGUACCGGUGUCGGAGGGUAUGCUCUCAGUCAGACAGCGUGAGCAUGAGCACGCUCGGCCCGUGGUGUAUCGGCGAGUACAGCUGGAUGAUAGCUUCCUGCGAAGGGCAUAUAAACGGCGGGCAUGGAGUAGUGAGGGAAGAGCAAGAGCUGGGUUGGGGGCGGCGAUAUCUACGGCUGCGUCUGCGUCUGCGUCUGCUGGACAGGUGUAUUUCCAUCAUUGGCUGCCUGGGGGACGUAAGACGAGGAGAAGGUAUUAA
This is a messenger RNA of Aspergillus udagawae, 534 nucleotides long. RefSeq lists its product as uncharacterized. The record is from RefSeq and is a predicted model, not a curated record. The coding region runs from base 1 to 534 and encodes 177 amino acids. The transcript has 2 exons. Lineage: Eukaryota; Fungi; Ascomycota; Eurotiomycetes; Eurotiales; Aspergillaceae.